AUGGACGGACAGGGUGGGUCGGCAAACAACUCGAGCGACUUCGUGCGCAAGCUGUAUAAAAUGCUGGAAGAUCCUACGUACUCUUCGGUGGUACGUUGGGGCGAUGACGGUGACAGUUUUGUGGUGCUGGAGAACGAAAAGUUCACCAAGUCAAUUCUCCCCAAACACUUCAAACACUCCAAUUUCGCCAGUUUCGUCCGGCAACUGAACAAAUAUGAUUUCCAUAAAGUGCGACAGAACAACGAGGACGGUGCAGCGUCCAUGUAUGGCGCCAACGCGUGGGAAUUCAAACAUCCAGAGUUCCGGCAGCACAACAAGGAAAGUCUGGACAACAUUCGACGAAAGGCUCCGGCACCUCGAAAGCCGUCGGGUCUCAAUGACGAACAAAUCCCCAUCCAACAGAUAGACCUGAUGAACCAACAAAUUGUCGCACAGGCACAGCAAAUAGAGAGCCUCGUGGCGUGUAACAAUUCACUUCAAUCCCAGUAUCAGAUGAUGGCGGUUGAAGUCGUCCGACUCCAAAAAACGGCCGUCAACCAUGAAAAGAUCAUGCAGGAUGUCAUGGUAUACUUGCAAUCCAUCGAUGCGAAGCAGCGGAGAGACAGUAAGCAGCUAUUUGCUCCACCAUCGGACUCGACACAAACAGGCACCACCUUGACUCCUACGAGCCAGAGUUUGCCUCCUCAGGAUGACGACACCCCAGCGUCGCCCUUACAGCAUGCUGCGAAGCUUUUGAGCGACAUCAACGCCGAUGGGCAAUUCAACAUCGCAGGCCUCGAACAAAUGCACGCAAACAUCCAUACCCCGCCGGCAGGACAGGACCUUCGAAUUGGGCAGUUUCACGGGCCUAAUUCUGCUCCUCCGAGUGGAAGCAUGGGGUUUUCCAAAAUCAAUCCAGCCGAAUUGGAGACGGUGGUAUACCCAAUGGGGCAAACCAAUGGCAUUGAUCCUAUGUCUAGCGAGUACAUUCAUAAUAUCCCUUACCCAUUGCCACCAAGAGACGGUUCAGAUCCGCGGGCACAGUUCGCUGACACGCGGAAGAAGAGCGGGUUACCGGAUCCUGGCUGGACUCGACCGCCGCGGAUUCUCUUGGUCGAAGAUGAUCCGACCUGCCGGCAGAUUGGUGGCAAGUUCUUGAACUCGUUCUCUUGUGUCGUCGAUUCCGCACUCGACGGACUGGAGGCCGUCAACAAGAUACAACAGGGAAACAAAUAUGAUAUGAUUUUGAUGGACAUCAUCAUGCCCAACUUGGAUGGUGUUUCGGCCUGUCAUAUCAUCCGCCAGUUUGACCGGACGCCGAUCGUGGCGAUGACGUCGAACAUUCGAUCUGACGACAUUCAGAUGUACUUCCAUCACGGCAUGGACGAUGUUUUGCCUAAGCCGUUCACGCGCAAAUCACUGCUUAUGCUGUUGGAGAAACACUUGAUGCAUCUAAGGAUGAUGCCGCCAGGGAUGGAUCCCCAGCCAAUGUCAGCGACGUCUGCACCGUCAGGCGCAGCAUCGUCAACGGCGCACUCUGUCCGAGACGACAUGUCGGCGGGGGCUUCCCCAGCGGGAUCAAGUGGCACGUGGAACUCCCCCAGCCAAUACUCCGGAGUCUCACCCGUCAAUCCCAAUAUGCAUUAUACCAAUAUGGCGCAACAGCAGCACUAUGUCGAUGCCAAUGGAAACCCAACAACCUUUCAAGCCGGACCACAGACGCCUGUGGGGAUAAGGGGUCCCGGAAUGGUUGCGCAGCAACAACAACAACAGCAGCAGCAACAGCAACAACAACAACACGCACACAGAAGAGUUCAUUCAGAGAUGGGUGGAGGCUCGGAUAUGGGAAACUCGAAUAAACGCCAACGUCUAUUCCCACCCCAACAACAACCGAUGGCCGCCCCGAUGCGGCAAUGA
This is a messenger RNA of Fonsecaea erecta, 1896 nucleotides long. RefSeq lists its product as hypothetical. Gene Ontology annotation, biological process: regulation of DNA-templated transcription; phosphorelay signal transduction system. Lineage: Eukaryota; Fungi; Ascomycota; Eurotiomycetes; Chaetothyriales; Herpotrichiellaceae. The record is from RefSeq and is a predicted model, not a curated record. The coding region runs from base 1 to 1896 and encodes 631 amino acids. The transcript is spliced from 2 exons. Gene Ontology annotation, molecular function: DNA-binding transcription factor activity; sequence-specific DNA binding; phosphorelay response regulator activity.